CGAACAAAAAGAACAACUGAUGAUCUUUUAAAUCGUAAAUGUUGAGUUACAUCAGUUGAGCUUUCAAAUAUAAUUCUCCAUAAAACGUCGCACGAAUUCUAAGCCAGGAACUGAAUCUGUCAUGGAGAUGACUUCGUUCACAAGAAGCGAGAGGGUUGUGGAAAGAAUUCUUUACACGUAUGAUGUGGCCAUUAUUGCAUGAUAAGAGAUUAACGCCUCAGUGAAAAAUAUCAGGAGGAACCUAGGCAUUUUGAAAGCCGCAUAAACGUGAUAACUAGGAAAAUUUUUUUCCUGAGGUACGAAUUGGUAAAAUUUUACAAUCGACGUGCUACUCUGGUUAAAGAAUGCUAUGACACUCGCUUUAGUAUUCCUGGUGCUUUUCUUCCUGACAGUCCGUGCAACACAAGCGGUCGAAUGCUUGGAGCCAGCAUCAAGAGUAAUCAGCCGCUGGAAGAAUGGGAACUACUAUAAAGGCGAGAUUGAAUCAAUAACUAACAGGGUGAAUGUAUUGUUUGACAACGGAGCUCGACUGGCAUUUAACCCCAGGGAUAAUGUGGACAUAGUUGUGGAUCGUAUUCCGGAACAGAACGACCUACCCUGGGGAAGUCAGAUUCUGGUCAAUCGGCCCAAGUCUCGCGCGUUCGAGAUUGGUUACAUACGAGACAUCAAGAAUGGCCGAUAUGUUAUUUUGUACGAGGAUGGAGAUAUGAUACUGCACUCGCGUGAUCAAAUACGAGCAUUUAAUAAAUCAAAAUUGUGUGAUGAACCCGCCUACUUGGGCUGUUUCCGUGACAAUCUCCCCAGGGAUCUCGAGGUAUACAUUCCCACCCACCCGGCCACCAUCGGAGCAUGCGUGGAUACGUGCAAGUGGCAAGGGUUUAGCGUUGCAGCUUUGCGUAAUUCAGAUUUGUGCUUCUGUGGAAAUGCUUACCGGAAGGCAAAUCAAGUACCAGAUGCAAAAUGUGAUAUGCCUUGUUACGACAACUCAUUUGAAGUAUGCGGUGGAUUUAUGACUUUUUCACAGUAUUGGACGGGAAUUGUGGACUCUCCGCCUGCUGGAGGAUUUCCUGGGAUACAGAAGCAUUUCAUUCCAUCAAAUCAUCCAAUUCCUUGGCAACUACUUAUGCACGCUCGUUCAAGAUACCCUCCCCGAAACAUGCCUGGAUCAACGCGCGGUGCGGCCUGGUACCAAUCGUAUCCGUACAAAGGAAUGCAGCUAGUGAGCGGGUGGAGAAAUUAUCCCUCGUCAUACCAAGGUAAACUAUUCUACCCACCGAGUGGUUAUCAAGGAUAUCAACAGUAUUAUGGGGCGAAACCAUAUACGACAAAUUAUAACGCCAAUCAUUUUCAACAGCCCUCUUCGGCAUAUAGUUACCAAGCAGAAGUUGCAAAUAACCAGGCAAAAGUAUACGGUGCUUACCAAGGUCAAGCAUACCGCUGGCCUUACAACUACAACAGCUACAAGUAUAGCGACUACAACGUUCAAAAGGGAGCCACGAACAGACCAUACAGCAGUUAUCAGAAAACGUAUCAAAAGAGACCCGCACACAGACCCUCGCCACAGGAACACGCAAAAUUGAUGGGUAUGCUCAAAAAAGUCAGUUGGAAACUAUUCAAAGAAAUCACUGGAACAUCUAAGUUAGCGUUGGCUGCUCCUCGAUUCCUGGGUUGUUAUCAAGAUUCCGAGUCACGUGAUCUACCCACGGAAGUUCCUGUCAAACCGCUGACUGUAGAAGGCUGCGUCUCUAAGUGUGGAGAAACUGGAUUUUCUAUCGCUGGUCUCCAGUCCUCGACGCAAUGCUUCUGCGGCUCCACGUACAGCAAGUACGGGAGGCUCAACGAUAAGCAAUGCUCGAUGCGUUGUACUGGAAACUACCAGGAAAUAUGCGGUGGAGUCAUGAUGAACUCUCUAUACUACACAGGCGUCGGUCAGGCCAUUCCAAAUACAACACCAUCUGUAGAUCUAAGGACUCAACAGAUCACCUACACCAAAAACACGCCUCUAAGCUCCUAUACAGAAAACCAAUCUAAACACAAGCCAAGACCUCUUGUGCCGAUGAAGCCUUCACCUUUUCACAAGCUGCGUUUGCCAAAAGCCAAGCCUAAAGCUACUAAGGUCAAAGAUAAAACUUUAAAGAUCAAGCCCAAGAAAAUAACACAAUCAAAACAAAAAGAAGACGAAAGUAAAGGAAAGCCACUACCGAUGCAGGAUUAUGCAAAGUUGACAAAGAUGCUUCAAAUGUUAUCGCGAUGGCAACAGCCACAACCACUUAAGUUGAAGCCUGUUCAUAACGUAGCGAAGGUGAAACCCACUCUUAGCUACCAGGAGCUGAGGAAAGUGCUUGAGGACAUGACUCCAGAUAUUGUCAAAAAAAUUGCCAACCAAAUUAUUGCUCAUGACCGGAACAAAACUAGACUGAGCGACAUGAAGCCCUUGUCUGCCGAAAAAAGUUUAGAGGUGCACUUGGCGAGCAAACUGGCAGGUAAUAAAGAUGCGGGGUUUAAAAGAGUGCAUGUGAAGAGCCCUAACUUCAAGAAUUGGAGUAACAAGGGGAAUUAUAGAUCUUCGUCAAAAGUGAGGAACAAACAUGAGGAUGCUGUACUGGAGGACGAUGCUCAACCUUUACAGUUCGAUAAAAACGGCGACGCAGCAAAGGCACUACCGAAAAACACUUCAAAACAAAUUUUAUCCAAAGGAAAAGACCCGAAAGUAUCAUCGUCGGUGUCAGAAACUGGAGACAAAGACGUCCAAGGUGAUUUAGAAACAAAUGAGGAUCAGUUGCCCGUGGCAAACAAUAAAAUAGGCAGUGACACAGAAGAGUCUCUAAGAUACUCAACACAAAGGAUUUCUUCCGUUCAAACCACAGAUGGAAAUAAAACACAUCGCUUACCUUCAUUUAUUCCUAUUGCCGACAAAAGAAGAAAACACAAAUUGAAACACAAAACGAAGCAAUCUUCCCUCUUACACAGUCAACUAGAAGAAAGUACACAAAAUCAGCCUCAUGAUGAUUCAAAAUCAGAUGUACAAUCUAACAAACGAACAUUCGUGAAUUUCAUCAUAACAGAAAGUCACAACAAGAAAAAGAAACCUCUCAAGACAAAAAACGACUCCCUACGAAAGAAUGCAAAUCACAGAAAAAUUGCACACACAGCUGCAGCGAAUGUCUCUAGUAACCAAGAAAAAGUACACGCUCUAGAGAAGGAUUCGGUUCAAAAUGGAACAAACCAGAGUGAAGUUCACAUUGCAACAGAAGAAGUUUCGUCAACAAGUGAUAGAGAACCCACACAGGAUAUCGACGAAGUCUUUGACGUAAACGACAUAUCAAAAAACAACACCGUUGAGACGAAGAACAUAGAGAAAACAGGAGCAAAACUUGGUGACACAACUGUUGAAAAAGUAAUAAAUAGUUCACACGGAACAGGAGUAAAACAGUCAAAUAAUACGCUUCUCGAACAAGCAAUCAAGAUUGCCAAGAAAAAGAUUACACAUCCAUUAAUACUUUUGAAGUAUCCAGGUAUUCCACACAAAGUAUUACACGUGGAGGCCAAGUGGAAUGGCCAGUUUAAAGUUAAAGCAAACUGGAAGGAUGAGUCCGAAACAGUGAAAAAAUCUUCGAAAAAUUCCUUUGUGAAGAAAAAUAGUGUAAAAUUCAAAGAAAAGACAUCUAAAGGCAAGGAGAGGAACGGAGGCGACGACGAAGGAAAUGACGAGUACAAAUUCGAUGACAGUGGUUCUAGAAAUAAUCUAGUGUGGAAAAAAUAUCGAACACUGAAAAGUGAGGUGCACUAAAACUCAGUUGUAGA
Messenger RNA from Stylophora pistillata, 3804 nucleotides. RefSeq lists its product as uncharacterized. Lineage: Eukaryota; Metazoa; Cnidaria; Anthozoa; Scleractinia; Pocilloporidae. The record is from RefSeq and is a predicted model, not a curated record. Gene Ontology annotation, cellular component: plasma membrane.